AUGAAACUAUUGAUAAAGCUUAUCAAGACCAGAUUAGAAAAGAGAAAGAACAUGCAAAUAAGUGUUGCUAUUAGUGAGGUAAAAGGUCUAAUUGCUUGGCUAGAUAGAUUUAGAGAAAAUGGCUUCAAGGAAGCAAUCAUUACCACUAAGGAAAUUGCUGAUACCUUAAAUGUUGCUCAAGUUUUUCCAGAAAAGCAUAUAAUUCAUAGUAAGAAAUUUUUUGAUGAAAGAGCCGAUGAGCCAUUACCAUCAUCUUCUGGUGAAGAAUAUUUUAGAGUGCAUUAUUUCUUAUUCCUUGUGGACCCGGCUAAGGGAUCAUUGCAGAGAAGGUUUGAACAAUAUCAACAAUAUGAUGAUAUCUUUGGAUUUUUAUUUACUUCAGAAACUUUGGAUUCCUUAGAUAAUAUUGAUUUAAGAGCUGCUUGCAUUCAUCUUGAGGAUGUUUUGAGACAUGGAGAGAGUUCAGAUAUUGAUGGGGAAGACUUGUUCAGAGAGUUGAAACUUUUGAGGGAAAUAUUACCUAGAGUAAGGAUGACAGCUUGUGAUAUAUUGAAUUUCUUACAAGAGAGGAAUACUUUCCCGGUGAUUAGACUUGCAUAUCGAAUAUUGUUAACUAUUCCUGUUACUGUUGCUUCAGCUGAGAGAAGUUUUUCCAAGUUAAAGCUAUUAAAGUCUUAUUUGCGAUCAACUAUGUCACAAGAAAGAUUAAAUGGACUUGCUUUGAUUUCGAUUGAGAAUAAUUAUCUUGGGAAAAUCAAUUGUGAUAAACUGAUUGAUGAUUUUGCUGCUAAGAAGGCAAGGAGAUGGAUUUUCAAAUGA
Molecule: messenger RNA, 819 nt
Organism: Argentina anserina (silverweed cinquefoil)
Lineage: Eukaryota; Viridiplantae; Streptophyta; Magnoliopsida; Rosales; Rosaceae
Exons: 1
Coding region: 1-819 (272 amino acids)
Molecular function (GO): protein dimerization activity
Source: RefSeq, a predicted model, not a curated record